UCUAUUGCUCUUUAUUGCUAAAUACGAUUAUUUUGUUAUGAAAACAUCAAGAACAUUGGCCUUGAAUUGAAAAGGAGAGACUCUGUAUAUGAACUAUAUCGCUGUAGAACUAGCUCCAGACAUUGGUCCUCAUGAUCACUGUACAACCAUCUAAUUCGGAUAGGCGUAUGAGCCAUCUUCUCCCAACUUCUGUCUGGCAGUUCUCAGACAAAAGGGUCCAUUAUGCUUUCACCAUUCAUUGACUACUCAAUACAUUCAGCCAUCGGAUCCAGAUUCUGACUCAUACCUGCUUACUGUUUACUUCAUUUGUUGUGGAUCCCAGUGUCUGUUGCAGUCUCAACAAUGAAUCAACUUUGAUUGAUCACAGUUUGCUGUUCAACAACUAGACAGAAGGUACAGGCUUAACCACCGCUAUGCUAUACCUCGAUGGUUUUAAUUUCGGACUUGAAAAAACAUGAACACCUCAUAAACAUCCUCUCACAUCCACCCAUCACAUGGCCUUGCUUCCCAUGGAAUGCGACCGUUCACGGAUUUGUUAACAUAUAAUAGCCGCUUCCUUUGCCUUCUAUCCAUCACAAAACAAGCAUUCAGCAUUCAGCUUUCUUCCCCUACUUGACUCCUCUUAAGUUUUUGUGCUUAACAAACAAAAUGAUCAGUGCAAAAAAGCUCGUUAAACUGGCAAAGAAAUGGCAGAAGCUGGCUGCUCUGAGGCGUAAGAGAAUCGCAUUGCCACCAAUGGAGACAAGCAGUUGUAGCGCAUCAGAAUUGGCUGAUAAGGGACAUUUUGUUGUGUACUCGGCUGAUCAUAAACGCUUUUUGCUUCCUCUGAGUUAUCUUAACAGUGAAAUUGUCAGAGAACUGCUCAAACUGGCAGAAGAGGAGUUUGGACUGCCUAGUGAUGGGCCUCUCACGUUGCCCUGCGAUGCAGAGCUUAUAGAAUAUGCAGUUGCUUUAAUCAAACAGAGAGUCACAAGAGCUGUAGAGAAGGCAUUGUUGGUGUCCAUAGCCAGCAGCCGCUGCUCAUUGUCUUCUGAUGUCUAUCAUCAAGUAACAGACCAUCAAUUACCAAUCUGCAGCUUCUGACGAGCAGAAUUAGAUUUGUAAAGAAUGCAAACAACUAGAUAGAUUUUGUAGAAUAUUUUCAUUAUCAAUGAUAUAAAUUUAGUGAAUUCACCAGAAAUUCUGGUUUAAUGAUAUAAAUAGUAUUGCGAUUUUGCAUUA
This is a messenger RNA of Populus euphratica (Euphrates poplar), 1221 nucleotides long. RefSeq names its product auxin-induced protein 6B-like. The coding region runs from base 649 to 1083 and encodes 144 amino acids. Lineage: Eukaryota; Viridiplantae; Streptophyta; Magnoliopsida; Malpighiales; Salicaceae. The record is from RefSeq and is a predicted model, not a curated record. The transcript has a single exon. Gene Ontology annotation, biological process: response to auxin.